Molecule: messenger RNA, 205 nt
Organism: Cetraspora pellucida
Lineage: Eukaryota; Fungi; Glomeromycota; Glomeromycetes; Diversisporales; Gigasporaceae
Source: the annotation of a GenBank genome assembly
AAUAAUAGCUGUUAAUAAGUAUAUUCAAACUGAUAAUAAUUUUAAAAUGAAAGAGAUUGUUUUGAAUGAAGCUGCUAUUCUUAAAGAAAUUCUUUUUCAAUCUAAUUCUAAUAGUAGUAGUGAUGAAAGCAAUAUUGAAAUUGAAAAAAUUUUUUAUUCUGUUACCUUAGAGCAAUAUAAGUUGCUUAUACAAUAUGUAAAAUAA